Messenger RNA from Phlebotomus papatasi, 1574 nucleotides. RefSeq names its product glycerophosphodiester phosphodiesterase 1. The record is from RefSeq and is a predicted model, not a curated record. Lineage: Eukaryota; Metazoa; Arthropoda; Insecta; Diptera; Psychodidae. Gene Ontology annotation, molecular function: phosphoric diester hydrolase activity. Bases 107 to 1132 code for a protein of 341 amino acids. The transcript is spliced from 5 exons. Gene Ontology annotation, biological process: lipid metabolic process.
GAAUCAUUUUCCAAGUAACAAGCUUAGCCUUCAUAACUAGUUUUUCAUUCAGCGUGAUCCACCCACUAUUUCGGUGAAGGAAAACAAGAAAUAAAGAGUUUGCUGAAUGAGCAUUUACACCUUGAUCAAAGCUGUAAAGAUGCUCUAUCAACUUGCUUGGUAUAUUUUCUCAUUUAUCUGUCACAUCUGCCACAUCCUCUGGAUACUGUACAAUGUUACUCUGGCGGGCAUCCCAUGGCUCACGUUUGUCAUCUUGUGUCUCUGUGUGGCCUCCUUCUUUGCCAGACUUCCAAGUCCAAGUCCCAAGGUGCUGGCUUCGAUUCUGGGCGAAAAGACUGGACAGCUGUACUAUCCAGUUGUUCACCGUGGAGGAGCCUUCGAUACACCAGAAAAUUCCCUGGCAGCUCUCAAGAAAUGCGCCUCCCUCAACUGCCCUCAAGUUCUCCUCAAUCUGGAGAUGACGGAGUGCGGAGAAUUGGUGAUUCUGCACAAAUCCACUCUCCAGAAGGCUGGACAUUUUGCCCAAAUCGACAAGAUAAAAUUUGAAUCCCUUCAGAACUUCAAUAUUUCCGAGCAUCAUCCACUAGCAAGCCAAUUCCCUCCCGAAAGGAUCCUCACCCUAGCGAACCUCAUUCCCCAAGUUGAGAGGCUCAACUUGACAGUUUUCCUCCUCCUCUCGGGCAAUUCUUCCAUCGUUUCUGCCCUCAAGCAGAUCAUUGCGAAGAAUGAGAAUUUUCCUCGCCACCGCAUCAUCUUCUGCAGCAAGUCCCCUCUGGAUAUCUACCAGCUGAGGAAGCAAUUUUCCGAUUUGAUCUGCGGCCUGUGGCUGAUGAAAAUCGAACCUCCAAAGGUGGUUCCGGCUUUCUUCUCUGCCCUCUUUACUGCGAUCUUUGGUGCUAUUCUGCGGAAUGUGAUUGUCCCGAUGAUUGGAAUAUCAGUGGCUUUCAUCGACAAGAACGAGUUCAAUCAGCAAGUGCUGGACUUGUGGCGAAAUGUAGGAGUUCAGCCAAUUGUGUACACUGUAAAUUCGCCAAAUGAGAAGAGAUACUUCCAGAGAGCCAUGAAAGUGCAAUAUCUUACGGAUUCUCUGCGAUCUGAGCCUGAUCUGUUGAUCAGACAGGAAAUCUCAUAAAUUCUACAGACUCUCCUUGUCUCUAUCUUCAGCUUGAUGCAAUCUUCUCACGCAUUUAUAAACUUAAAGAUCUCUUUCCUAUCGACAACAGGAUAUUUCUUAGCAAUAAUUCGUCAGUAAUAAUUUUUAUUUCAGCUGAGAUUUUAUAUAAGUAUGAUUAUAUAUAAUGAGAGAUUAUAAAUUAAUUGAGGUCAGUGUUUCAAACACCAAAGAAUUCGAACAGAUUUUGUUUAAAUUUAAUACAGAGAAUUUUUUAAUUUAUUACAAAGAUUUUUUUUUACGAAUUUUCCAUCCGUGAAAGUACGAGUAUUAUUAUCUAGUUUCUGUGUUUUUUUUAAAGUAGAUUUAACAGUAGAUGCAGUUCUCACCGAAUAAUUUUAGAAUUAAGCUUAGCAUUAAAUGUAAGAAGUGAAAUAUACAAACUUUUGUUCAAUGCAAUAAA